Messenger RNA from Magallana angulata, 3930 nucleotides. Its product is annotated as ras-related protein Rab-43-like. Gene Ontology annotation, molecular function: GTP binding; GTPase activity. Gene Ontology annotation, cellular component: trans-Golgi network. The coding region runs from base 89 to 730 and encodes 213 amino acids. The record is from RefSeq and is a predicted model, not a curated record. The transcript is spliced from 4 exons. Lineage: Eukaryota; Metazoa; Mollusca; Bivalvia; Ostreida; Ostreidae.
ACACUUCUCCACUCAACCACUUCCGGUUUACGUUUUCACAACAAAAACACGACACAGAUGAUCUCAUUGACACACAUCAGCUGACUAGAUGGGACCGUAUCCAGGAACAAACUCGGACGACACAUUUGACUAUCUUUUUAAGAUUGUGUUAAUUGGGGACGCCGGAGUUGGAAAGACUUGCGUUGUACAGAGGUUCAAGUCGGGAACAUACGUCGAGAAACAUGGAUCGACCAUUGGGGUGGACUUUACCAUGAAGACGUUACAGAUUGAUGGGAAGCUGAUAAAGCUCCAGAUCUGGGAUACUGCCGGUCAAGAGAGGUUUCGAACCAUCACCCAAAGCUACUACCGUAGUGCCAAUGGUGUUAUCAUUGCUUAUGACAUCACCAAAAAGGGGUCCUUUGAAAGUGUGCCUCGAUGGAUCGAAGAUGUAAAAAGAUAUGCGGGACCAAACAUUGUGCAGUGUAUAAUAGGAAACAAGAAAGAUAUGGAGCACCUGCGGGAGGUGAAUUUAUCAGAGGCCAAAGCUUUUGCUCAGCAUCAUGGGAUGGUUGAUGCCAUAGAAACCAGUGCUAAAGAAAACACUAAUAUAGAAGAACUCUUUAUGGAAAUGGCGAAGGAAUUGAAGAAAAAAUAUGGCGGAGAUUCUGGCAUCGAGAACACUACUUCCUCCAGUAAAAUUCAGCUGAAUUCUCGAAGUGUUGGGGGAGGUUUCAACUGCUGUGGAAGCUAGUAUGAAAUCUACAGACUACAUUGAUUGAACCGAUGCGUAAUAUGAAUAGUGCUAACACUGAUGAGUACUGUUGAUAGCCAUAAUUUGUGCAAUUGACUGUAUUUUAGAUGAAAAUGUCUGAUUGAUGAUGUAUGCGUUAUUUUGGGGAAGGAUUUCAUGUGCACAAUUUCCUGUUUGUUCUAAGUUGUUGUGAAUGUGUUUGGCUGAUAUUCGAGUGUAAAUCUGUUCAUUCCAAAACAAUUGAAUGAUUUUUUUGUUAAGGAAAUUUGGUAUGAGGAGUAUUGCUUUGACAGGUUUUUUUUUCAUUUCAUUGUAUUGAUGUUUCUUUCAUUGAAUUUCAUUAAUUACGAUCAAUUUCAAGAAACGAAAAAACUAAUAUGGCUUUUUUGUUAAAUAACUCAUCAAAUGUAUGUUAUUUUUACGGAGUUAACGCAUAAUUAAAUACAACACAAAAUUUUUCACCCAUGAAAUUGGUGUAGGAAUUUGAAAAAAAUAUUACUAAUGUAUGACAGGUACGUUUGAGAGAAUUUUGUGGAAGAGUUUUUUCUACAAGCGUUUAUAUAUUGUAAUCUUUAAUAAGAACAAUGCAAUUUUAGAAAACUCCAUAAAUUAUAAGCAUGCCCACGUAUUAUUUUACUUUCAAAUGUUAAUGAAAUAUAAUUCAGAAAUGCUGAUUACCUUCACGAGAUAAUAUUUUUUUCCCUUUGUAUUUUUCCUGUAAAACGAGAGUAAGACUAUGAGUAAGUAUAUACACAACCACAUAUAAAUAUUAAUUUAUCAAAUUAACUCACUUUUCUUCACAUCUUAUAAUAUUAUAGAAAGCUAUUAAAUAAAAAUUUCUGUGUAUUAAUUCAUAAAAAGAUCGAUAUGUAAACGUAAGCAGCCAAAUUCUUUCUUAUUUUUUUAUGACAGUUUAAAUAAAAUAGAUUUGAACUUUACUUAAUUUAUAAGCCAGAAACGAUUAUUCACUGUACAAAGGACAACAACUAUUCGUUUCACUUAUUAUAUUUGAUUUUUUAAAGAUCUUUACCGUAAGAUAGGUUAAAGAUAUAAUUUUUAUGAAGUUUCCGGCACGAUGUUCAAUUUCCUUAAGACUUCUGUCAAUUAAAUUAAUAGAAAACUUAUUUAAAGUGAAUUUCAUCAUAAUUCAGAUAUUCGUUUUUGCAAUCAGGAAAUAUCAAGCUUUGACUAUUUGAUAACUCAAAAUGACUAAAAUACUAAUUUUAACAAACGUUAAAUAUUCAUUUUAAAAAUUUAUUAACAGAGAUUUUAGAAUAUUUCCUCUUGACUGAAAACUACAUUGAAAAUAAAUGGGAAGUAUAUUCAAUUCGUUGUAAUACUGUGGUUUCAUUAAUAUUCAAGGCUAUCAAUUUUUGUGGAUUAAGUGAAAAACACAGUUUCAAGGAUACGUAAAUUCGUGGCCAAUGACCGUAUCAAUACAAAAUAUAAGUAGAAAUUGCAGUUCAAUGAAUAUUUAAUUUCAAGGAAAAACUUAGCAACGAAAUCAACGAAAAUUGGUAUUCAACGAAUAUUGAUGAAACCAGAGUAUCGCAAAAACGCAAUAUUUGCCUUAUAACUCAGGUUGCUGUGUUUAUAUUAUCUAUACUAUUUUAAACAGUUCUAUGUAUUGAAUAUUUUAUACUUGGGUAGUAUUUAAAUGGAGUGUUUAUAUAUACACGAAAAAGACUUCACAUGACACAUUGGUUGAAAAGCUGACCAUUUACAAUCGUUUUUUUUUAUUGACUGAACUUUUUCAUGCGAUUUCUCGGUUAAUUCAAAUACCUGCUGUUAUAUAUAUAUAUAUAUAUAUAUAUAUAUAUAUAUAUAUAUAUAUAUAUAUAUAUAUAUAUAUAUAUAUAUAUAUAUAUAUAUAUAUUCAUAUGUUGUAUUUAAAUGAGUUAUGUAUUACUAGAAGUCGUGUUGUAUUUUUGUUUUAUAUAUUAUGAAAGAUUUUUGAAAACGGAAAGAUGCACUCUUAUGCACCUCGAUGAUAAGGAAAUAUCAGUGUUACUAUUGAAAAGAUUAUCUUUGAUUUUCUAGAACCAACCACUUAAAUAUUACUUAGUUACAAAAGAUUACUUUUAUGCAUGAAAGUCAAAUGGUUUAAUUAUUUACUUACUCUUACAACACCCUGGUUUUUGAAAAGAGUGUUAAUAAAGUGCAUUAAAUGUCAGUAUCUAAUUAAGGUUUUAUUUUGGAAGUAAUGUCUUGGGUGUGAAUUGUGUUUUUUCAGUGCUUUUCUCUUUAGUGUUUGUAGAUAGCAAUAAAUUAAAAAGGGGGAAAACUGUUUCCCGCCUUCAAAACUGAUUAUGUAAAUUUACUGUAAGUCCUCAAGAUUUAAUUUAAUCUGAUCAUUUUUGGCUAUCCAAUUACACGUUUGUCAUGGUGUCUUUAAUCUUUGAUUAUAUAUGAUGACAGUUAAAGAUCUAUGUUUUUCUAUUUACAUUAUAUGUAAACAAUACUGAAGGCUACUUCUUUAUAUUUAGAGCUUGACUCAUGUAAAGAUUACGUAUCUUGAAUUGUUUACCUGGAUUUUGAGAGCUUUCAUUCCCUCUUUUUAUUUAUCUCUGACCUACAGUUGUGCUGUACAAGAUCUUAUAUAGAUAGAAAUGAAAUGUGCUCUCUUUUAAAUGAAUUUUAUCAUUUAUGUAUUUACUAUUUAUCUCAGUGUAUUGAAUGUCCGAUAAUAUAUGUUUAUUACAAGUAAUGAUGUUCUGCCUCUUGAAAUUUGGUAAUUAUUAUAUCAGAUUUUUUGUGAUCUUUUUAAUUGGAAUUAACGAUAAAAUUUUAUAGGAGUCGCUAACUUUUUAAAAAUGUACCAGUAAUAGAUUAUUUACUUAGUAUACAACAAAUCAAUGAAAUCCGGGUUGUUCGUAUAGUUACACAUUGAUUUAAAUGAAGGUUUUAAAAGCAUAUUUUUUUAAAAUAAACUUUCUUCAGAAACAGGGAUCAUCUUAAACAGAAUUUGAUCUUUUAUUAUGGAUAGCACAUUCUUACCAUUCGUUUUUAUGGCCAUUUUUAACUUCAUUUGGUGUCGAGUGUAACAUUGCUUGCUUUAUUGGAAGUUAUUUUUGAUUAUUUUCUUUCUAAAAGAAUAUCAUUGUGAGUGGGUGAAGCAAUUGAUGUUGAUCACAAUACACAAUAUUCUGUUCUUACUUUUGUCAUACAGUUUUUGUUUAUUAAAAUGCUUUUACGGUCAA